UCCGGCGAGGGAGGGAGGGAGAGAGAGAGAGAGAGAGGGAAACGAUGUCGUUUUUGUAUGAGAAGAGCGAUACAUGGAGAUGGCUAGUGAGGAAGACGAGAGAUUCGAGAUCCUUCUUCUUCACGUUCGCUACCGUAUGCGGUGUCAUUCCAGGGAUAAUCGGCUAUGGAGUUAUGCAGGCCACCAAUUCCACUAAUCCGGAGCUGGAGGCCCGGCUCCGACAAUCCGCCCGACCCGAAACCGUCAUGAUGGGUAAAGUAAACCAAGAGAGGCUAGCUGAGUACCUCGGGGAGUUGAAACAGAAGCAGGAUACCAACGACAGAUACGUGGCUGCUCUAAGGGGAGAGACUCUUACCAGGAAGCCUUACCAAAGAAUUCAACCAGUGCCAAAGCCAAAUGACACGGUCACAACCAAACCUCAGUAAUGAAUGAUCACUUCUUAGAAGAGCUAUUGUAAUGGAUGCCUCUCACAUGUUUCUUGGCAAGCAAUAUUUUAUUUUGAAUUCUGCAUGCUUUGUGGUUAUGAAACUGGUGCAAGUUUCAGUCACUUCAAACAUUUUGUGACACACAGUGAAUAAAGAUGUAAAACCCAUGUUUUGUACA
Messenger RNA from Raphanus sativus (radish), 603 nucleotides. RefSeq lists its product as uncharacterized. The coding region runs from base 45 to 425 and encodes 126 amino acids. Lineage: Eukaryota; Viridiplantae; Streptophyta; Magnoliopsida; Brassicales; Brassicaceae. The record is from RefSeq and is a predicted model, not a curated record. The transcript has 2 exons.